CUUCGAUAUUCUUUUUAAUUGGAUUAAUAUGGAUUUUUCUGGCUUAUAGCAGCCAGCAAGGAGAAAGUAGAGGCUUCUCCCCUUUUCUGGCUGGUGGAACCUUGAAGCAGAUGGAGGUAGAGAAUUUAAGCAGCCGACUUUGCUGAGAGUAAAUCCCACUGGAUGGAAUGAGAUUCCUGGGUAAAGAUGAAUUGGAUGGGGACCGUAUAUCCUGCGUAGGCUUCACCCCCCGCAUGUUUAAGUGCAAUGCUACAAGUUAAAGGCCCACAAACCAUAGGAAAAAGGGAAUAAUGGAAGUUUUUCAGCUACGGGCGCAAACAAAGGCACGCAAUCAAGAUUACCGAGGCUCAAUCGGUUCAGUGGAACUUAAUUUUGGAAUAAAUGUGCUUUUAACAGUGCUGCCUUGGCAGAUCAGCGCAGCCCCGAACCCUCACUAGAGUGCUUCAGUAGUUGGUUUAUGGUGACCCACAGGCUGGGGACUCUUGCUCCCUCCACGAAGCUGGAGUAAACGCCACGCCCGGCAGACUGAGGAUGCUGGUUCCUACAGCACAGGAAGUAAGCUGCAGGAGUUUCUGUGCCUUGUUUAGCUGUUCCUCGCGGGCAAGAAGGAGGCAGUGGACAUCAGUCUGCACCCACCACCCAGUGAGGUUCACUUAGUACAGCGGCGUAUUUCCAUCCUUGUAGGUGCCAUCAGAUAACAGAAGAAGAGCAGCCAGCCUCCACCAUCAAUGACCUAUCCUACUCAAAUUGCAGCUCGCAUAAUUUUCAAAAGGGUUAAAAGUUCCAUAAGGGACAGAUUGAGGAAGGAGCGGCCGGAAUAAAUUAAAUAAACCAAAUUCCCCUAAAGUCACCCAUGUGGAAAGAAGAAGGAAAAGCUUCAGGCCACGCUGAAUCACCGCAGGGAAGAACCCUCUCUUCCCCGCGGACAGACCGAAAGCGAUAAGGCAGCGGUGCCCGUCCAGGAGUAGAUCCAGGAGGGACGUCUGUUGGCCAGAAGAGGGGAGCAGGACUCUCUCUUCCGAAUGGAAAACGCCUCCCUCUCGCCCUUCCCGACCCACUUCACCCCGGGGCCUGAGAAGGUCACGCCUUCGGCCCCGGACCGCUACCUGGGCAUUCAAAAGAGCCUGCACCUUCUCUCCAUCGUGGUCUACGGGGUGGCGUGUCUCCUCGGGGUGACCGGGAACGGCCUGGUCAUCUGGGUCGCCAGCUUCAGGAUGGAGAAGACGGUGAACGUGGUCUGGUUCCUCAACCUGGCGCUCGCCGACUUCGUCUUCACCCUGUUCCUGCCCCUGAGCAUUGCCUACACGGCGCUGGGCUUCCACUGGCCUUUUGGGAAGUUCCUCUGCAAGUUCAACAGCAGCCUUGCCUUCCUCAACAUGUUCGCCAGCGUCUUCCUCUUGACCGUCAUCAGCCUGGACCGGUGGGUCUUGGUGACCCACCCGGUGUGGUCCAGGAACCACCGGACCCCCAGUCUGGCUUGGGGCAUCGCGCUGCUCACCUGGGCGGCCGCACUGAUCCUCAGCUGCCCGUACUUCCUGUUCCGAGACACGGCCGUCGGCGCCAGGAACGUCACCAGCUGCUACAAUAACUUUGCCCUCUCCAGCAAUUACACCAGCGAGGAAAGCCGGAUGCUCUGGCGGAGGAGGCACAGAGCCAUGAUCGUGGCCCGAUUCCUGUUCGGGUUCCUCCUCCCCUUCACGGUGAUCGUGGUCUGCCACAGCGUCGUGGCCUUCCAGAUGCAGCGCAGGCGUCUCGCCAAGUCCCCCAAGCCCGUCCGGAUCAUCGUGGCCGUCACGGCCUCCUUCUUCCUCUGCUACUCCCCCUACCACGUCCUUUCCCUGCUGGAGAUGUCCAAGAUGUCCGGCAGCCCAGCGGUCAAGACGGCGCUGCACCUGGGCGUCCCGCUGGCCUCCAGCCUGGCCUUCUUCAACAGCUGCCUCAACCCCCUGCUCUACGUCUUCGUGGGGCAGAAGAGCUUCCGGCGGUCCGUCCGGGGCGCCUUUGAGGGGGCCUUUGGGGAGGACUCCAUCCUGUCCUGGUCCGGCAAGCGAAAGCCGAGGGCCGCCUCCCAGGCAGAGCCACAUGGCAUAGCCCGCAAAGCCGGCGUGACAGGUGGUGAUGGUGAUGAUGGUGACGAUGGUGCAUGAAGGAAGGGUCCUCCCCGCGCUCUAUCCAUGUCCGCUUCCCGGUCCAGGCGAGCGCCAGCGGGACCCAGCUGUUCUCGGUGCCAAGGGUUGGAGCCACAGGCCGACCUCCGAUUGGCCCCCCCAGGCGGAAGCCCCCUCCCGGGCCCCUUCCCGCCCUCUGCCCAUGCCCAGAGAACACUUCUGACUUUGUGCGCGAGCUGGUGGCAAUAAAGU
Python bivittatus (Burmese python) is the source of this 2360-nucleotide messenger RNA. RefSeq names its product chemerin-like receptor 1. Gene Ontology annotation, biological process: positive regulation of cytosolic calcium ion concentration; inflammatory response; complement receptor mediated signaling pathway. The record is from RefSeq and is a predicted model, not a curated record. NCBI's taxonomy places the organism in Eukaryota, Metazoa, Chordata, Lepidosauria, Squamata, Pythonidae. Gene Ontology annotation, cellular component: plasma membrane. Gene Ontology annotation, molecular function: complement receptor activity; G protein-coupled receptor activity.